Nicrophorus vespilloides is the source of this 910-nucleotide messenger RNA. RefSeq lists its product as uncharacterized. NCBI's taxonomy places the organism in Eukaryota, Metazoa, Arthropoda, Insecta, Coleoptera, Silphidae. The record is from RefSeq and is a predicted model, not a curated record. The transcript has 2 exons. The coding region runs from base 25 to 591 and encodes 188 amino acids.
UCGGGUUGUAGAUCAGGUGAUCAAAUGAUUCUACGGAGUUCGGUAUUGACACAGUACGUGGCCAGUCAUAUACUAAGUGAAUUCGAGCAUCCUGGAGCUAUGGACGUGGAGCCAACACCACCUGGAGAUCCUCAAACAUCAGCAUCGUCUUCGACAUCAGAAGAUGGCGAGGAAAGAACAAACUUCCGGGAACUUUCAUUCCAGAAGUUUGAGAAUAUGAUGGCCAACAGUUUUCAGAAUAUCCGCAUCGACGUCUCUAAUAACUUGUCGCCUCCCGUGGCUCAGAAAUUCCAGAAAAAAAGCAAAGGUUUCAGGUACUUCGUCAAGUAUUUGGUACCUGGUAACAAGGAGCAACACUUCUGCGUGGAAUUCAAGUACAUGAGAGUUAAAUCAAAGCCCACGAAGCAAGCUGUCACUGUAAAGAAGAGCUCCAGCCACAUGCUCUGGGGUCUUCCAUUGUGCUUGGUGCAGAUGCCUAAGAGGGAUCAGUAUUCAAACCAAGUCAAUGUACGCAUCAAGAAGGCUAAACCGCCCAUGGGACAGCCAAUCGGUGUAGCUCGCUACAAACGUCCCAAAUAUCUAAGAAUCUAAGUAACUGCUCAGCACAUUCUUAUAACAGCACACUAAACGUAUACUCAUAACGCAUAAUCUAAUAUAAAAAUAUGCUAAUUAUAAUCAUUGAAUCUCUUCAAGCUUUUCUUACACAAUUAUUUUGCGAAGCAUGGACAUUUUUAUGUAAUAACAUGAAAUUUAUCUAUCUUUAUGUUGUGUAUAAUCAAUAUUUUGUUACUAUUAUGAUGAUUUAAAUGGGUAUUUAAUGAUAACAUAUAGUAUUUAGCAAAUUCCACAAGACGCACUUAAAAACAAAUUAUGUAGUUUUCAGCACAAUAAAUAUAAUGCUUAAACAAAA